Alternaria incomplexa is the source of this 807-nucleotide messenger RNA. RefSeq names its product Arp2/3 complex subunit, actin nucleation center. NCBI's taxonomy places the organism in Eukaryota, Fungi, Ascomycota, Dothideomycetes, Pleosporales, Pleosporaceae. Gene Ontology annotation, molecular function: oxidoreductase activity. The transcript has a single exon. The record is from RefSeq and is a predicted model, not a curated record. The coding region runs from base 1 to 807 and encodes 268 amino acids.
AUGGUCAUCAACGUUCCCACCGCCUCCCUCGAGGGACAAGUCGCUCUCAUCACCGGUGCCGGUCGCGGCAUUGGAAGGGGUUGUGCUAUCGAGCUCGGCAAGCGCGGCGCCUCCGUCAUCGUUAACUACGUUUCAUCCGAAGGCCCAGCGAACGAGGUUUGCGAAAUCAUCAAGGGCUUCAACAACGGUGCCAAAGCCGUAGCCAUCAAGGCGGAUGUCAGCAAAGUCAGUGAGAUCAACAGACUAUUCGAGGAGGCGAAGAAGGCAUUCGGCAAGAUCAACAUCGUCAUGAGCAACUCAGGAACCGAGAGCUGGGACGUAACAGAGGAGAUCAGCGAGGAGAAGUACGACCACGUAUUCAACCUGAACACAAGAGCGCAAUUCUUCGUUGGCCAAACCGCAUACAAGCACAUCGAGGAUAACGGCCGCAUCAUCCUGAUGAGCUCCAUCGCUGCCGGUCUGCUCGGUGUCAAGGACCACGCGCUCUACAACGCCUCCAAGAUGGCCGUCAUCGGUUUCAUCAAGGCCUUCGCAACCGACUUCGGAAAGCGCGGUAUCACCGUCAACGGUGUUGCACCAGGAGGUAUCAAGUCGGACAUGUUCACACAGAACGCCUGGCAUUACAUCCCCGGCGGUUCGCCUGACUGGCCAGCGGAGAAGAUUGAGACGCUCAUGGCAAACCACUGCCCGCUCGGAAGGUGCGCAGUACCUGAGGAUGUUGCGAGGGUCGUCGCUUUCCUCGCAUCAGCGGACGGUGGCUGGGUCAACGGUCAAGUGCUGACCAUCUCCGGUGGAUCAUCGCAGUAA